This is a messenger RNA of Carlito syrichta (Philippine tarsier), 236 nucleotides long. RefSeq names its product prostate stem cell antigen-like. The record is from RefSeq and is a predicted model, not a curated record. Lineage: Eukaryota; Metazoa; Chordata; Mammalia; Primates; Tarsiidae. The annotation marks the transcript as partial. The transcript has a single exon.
GAGUAUCCAGUGUCCCACCAGGUGCCAUUGGCCUCCUGACUUUCAUCAACAAGGGCUGCAGCUCGAACUGUGUUGCGGGGUCAGAGGACUACUACUUGGGCAAGAAGAACAUCACGUGCUGCGACACUGACCUGUGCAACAUCAGUGGGGCCCAGACCCUGCAGCCGGCCAUCACCACCCUGGCACUGCUCACUGUGCUUGGUGGUCUGCUGCUCUGGGGCCCCAGCCAACUGUAG